AUGAGGAAUCCCAGCGAGAAGUGGUCACCUCUGACCGAUACAAACCUGCAGAGAAUCCCCGUUGUGUUCCUCAGUUGGCCUCAUACAUACCCUCCACACAUCCCGAACGAGAUGGCCUACACAAUUGAAAGAUUGCGCCAAGCGCAGAAGCUCUUCAAUGGUGCCAUCAGCCAGUUUUCCGUUCUUCCGAAAGUGCAAAGCCCGUACAAUCUUCGUGAGCGUAAACGUCCCGAGAUCCUUGGAUCAUGGCACGAUGACUCGAAUGAUGAGGAUUAUGAUCCCGACGAGGAUCGAGUCCGGAAAAAGCGCAAGAGUUCUGUUGCCCCGUCUGCGGGCUCAAGCCCUCGAAUGGUCAGGAAGGCUCGGAGUAUGUCUUUUUUGGCCGAGCCCAAUGUGAACAUGGACUCGGACCAUGACGAGGAGGAAGAAAGUCCCCCUGACCUAAAUACCUACCACAGUGAGCCUGAGCCCGAUGCCUGGGACCAACGCUGGGCCGUGGCUCCUUCGACCACUCCCAACUCCCGCUAUCAACUGCGUCCUCGUGCUCAACCUGAGACCGAGAGCCCUGCCAAGGCCAAGGCUGAUCGACUUGCCGCCAUCACACCUCAACUGCCUGCGUUUGCCUCCUCUUCGGCAGCGGAAGAUGACAACAAGCCCGCCCGAGGAUGUGAGGCCUGCCGUGACCUCGGCCAGGAGUGUUCCCUCGAAACUGAUCGUGAUCCAUUUGCCUACCCAUGCACCGAGUGCGAACAAGACGGUCUUGACUGUGUGUUGAUUCCUGCACCAAAGUGGAAGCGCUCGUGCGAGAAGUGUCGUCGCCGCAACCUUUGGGAGCCAUGCUCGUACCACUAUGCCGAUUAUGACCAUGAGCUGCCCUGCCACUCAUGCAUUGAUCACGGAUAUCCUUGUAUUGCUGGCCCGGCCAGACACAUGCCGUCUGUUCUCAUGUCACAGCAGAUUGCAGAUGAAACUGACGAGGCUGAGCCAAUGUCGGAAGCCAUACUCGAUAACGCCGAGCCCUCCAAUACUAUUGAAUCGAUCAAUAUCUCGGACGAAGAGAAUGAUACCGAAGGCAACAAUGAGGAGGAAGAAAUGGGCGAGGCCGCCAUGCCAGAAGCCAAUGCACUCCCCACCACGAACCGCCAUGGUCAAGUCCCACCCGCCAUUGCCUUUGGGGAAGUCCGUCGUAUCCAGACCGAAUUUGCCCACCCUCUCCACUUCGCUGGUGAUUGUGAUUAUCCACGAGAAGGCCCUCAUUGCAACUGGUGCCACAACUUCGCUUACGGCAUCGUUGGACUUGGUGCUCGCAACCCGGAGGUCAUCGACUUUGGCACCAAGAUGAUCGAGAUCCAAGAUGGACACACGGGCGAAGGAAAGGAAGAGACUCGGAUGUGUCUGGACUGCGUUUGUCACAGAAUCAAGAUCAUUCAGUGCACGCAUGCCAGCGUUGGCCCUUUGCGUUCGCCUGAAUCAGAACGGGACCCGUCGGAGGAGAUCGCGGAGUGUGAAAACUUCAUCAGAGCGCGUGAUGCUAUCGUCGACCCCCGGGAUAAUGCUUCUGGUCCCCCCUUCGCGACCAAUCGUGAAUGGUGUGGCAUUUGCCGCAAGCCCGCUGCCUGGACUUGCAAGACCCCCAGGCUGCCAACAUUUGCGAGGCGGUAA
Molecule: messenger RNA, 1662 nt
Organism: Penicillium canescens
Lineage: Eukaryota; Fungi; Ascomycota; Eurotiomycetes; Eurotiales; Aspergillaceae
Product: putative C6 finger domain protein
Exons: 2
Coding region: 1-1662 (553 amino acids)
Source: RefSeq, a predicted model, not a curated record